Vespula pensylvanica (western yellowjacket) is the source of this 1615-nucleotide messenger RNA. RefSeq names its product guanine nucleotide-binding protein G(q) subunit alpha (gene Galphaq). The transcript is spliced from 9 exons. The record is from RefSeq and is a predicted model, not a curated record. Gene Ontology annotation, molecular function: G-protein beta/gamma-subunit complex binding; G protein-coupled receptor binding; GTPase activity. Lineage: Eukaryota; Metazoa; Arthropoda; Insecta; Hymenoptera; Vespidae. Gene Ontology annotation, biological process: adenylate cyclase-modulating G protein-coupled receptor signaling pathway; phospholipase C-activating dopamine receptor signaling pathway. Gene Ontology annotation, cellular component: heterotrimeric G-protein complex. Bases 162 to 1352 code for a protein of 396 amino acids.
UAUCUAUCUAUCUAUCUAUCUAUCUAUCUAUCUAUCUAUCUAUCUACUUACCUACCCACCCACCCUCCUACCUUCCUAACUUCCUUCCUUCCUUCCUUCCCUCCCUCGUCCCCUCCCUCCUUUUCUUCCUCCUUUCACGGAGGAUCCCGCUGUCCUGAGCCAUGGCGUGCUGCCUGUCGGAAGAGGCGAAAGAGCAAAAGCGUAUCAACCAGGAGAUCGAGAGGCAACUACGUAGGGACAAACGAGAUGCCAGGAGAGAACUCAAGCUUCUAUUACUCGGUACUGGUGAAUCGGGAAAAUCCACGUUCAUCAAACAGAUGAGAAUUAUUCACGGCUCCGGUUACUCGGACGAAGAUAAAAGAGGAUUCAUCAAGCUGGUCUACCAAAACAUAUUCAUGGCGAUGCAGUCGAUGAUACGAGCGAUGGAACUACUCAAGAUCGAGUACGCGGAAUCAUCGAAUAUAGAAAAAGCGGAACUCGUGAGAGCAGUCGACUUUGAGACGGUCACGACAUUCGAAAGUCCAUAUGUUGAAGCGAUCAAGGACUUAUGGGCAGACGCCGGAAUCCAAGAGUGUUAUGAUCGCAGACGAGAGUAUCAACUAACAGACUCUGCUAAGUAUUACCUAAUGGAGAUAGAUCGAGUUGCGGCGCCAAACUAUCUCCCUACAGAACAGGACAUACUUCGUGUGAGAGUACCUACUACCGGUAUAAUUGAGUAUCCUUUUGACUUGGAAGAGAUCCGAUUUAGUUAUCUUAGUGACCUAGAACGUAUUGAAAAGCCUGAUUUUCUUCCUACCGAGCAAGAUAUUCUUCGGGCUCGAGCUCCCACUACCGGCAUUAUAGAAUAUCCAUUUGAUCUGGACUCCAUCAUAUUUAGGAUGGUAGAUGUAGGUGGACAGAGAUCGGAAAGAAGAAAAUGGAUUCACUGUUUUGAGAACGUCACUUCCAUUAUAUUUUUAGUAGCUUUAAGUGAAUACGAUCAAAUUUUAUUCGAAUCGGAAAACGAGAAUCGAAUGGAAGAAAGUAAGGCGCUCUUCAAAACAAUUAUAACAUAUCCCUGGUUUCAACACUCUUCCGUUAUUUUGUUCCUAAAUAAAAAAGAUCUACUCGAAGAGAAAAUAAUGUAUUCUCAUCUGGUGGAUUAUUUUCCUGAAUAUGAUGGCCCACAAAGAGACGCCAUAGCUGCUAGAGAAUUUAUUCUAAGGAUGUUUGUCGAUCUAAAUCCAGAUAGUGAGAAGAUUAUUUAUUCUCACUUCACAUGUGCCACAGAUACGGAGAACAUCAGAUUUGUAUUUGCAGCGGUGAAGGAUACUAUCUUGCAAUCUAAUCUAAAGGAAUAUAAUCUGGUCUAGAUGAGAAGAUAUCUAUAUUGGAGUGACGUUGACUACUACUACUUUAACAUCUUAACCAAAGUAUUGCGGUAUAGACACUGUUAAACGACAACAAGAGCAGGGAAAAUGAUACGGAAGGGAGACAUGGAAUAAACAAUAACUAUUUUGUGGUGCCAUCGAUGAAGCAUCGCAGUUCCAUCUCAAGAAGUACCAACUUUAGCUAAUAAAAAUAUGUAAUACGAUGGAACUACCAGCGAGACAAACAAAGACGGACCUAAAUCUGA